This is a messenger RNA of Carica papaya (papaya), 2211 nucleotides long. Its product is annotated as Regulator of chromosome condensation (RCC1) family protein. The record is from RefSeq and is a predicted model, not a curated record. Lineage: Eukaryota; Viridiplantae; Streptophyta; Magnoliopsida; Brassicales; Caricaceae.
AAAUAUCUAUCAUCCUCUUCUUUUCACAUACUAAAAACGAAAUAAAGAAAACUGCAAAUUCAGAAGAUUUUCUUUUGAUAUAACUUCUCGGAACCAAAUAAAUCAUUGAGUAUCGGGCGAAUUAUUUUCCUCUUUGGGCUCGGAUCCAACUCCAAGGUUCUUGGAACCAGAAGCGACAAGCUGUCUUCUCACAAUCAAACAAAUUCCCAUUUCUUGAAAAAUUUCACUCCCAUCACCAACCCAAUCGAACAAUCCGCAGAUUCAGGCACGGGAGUCCAAAAAUUUCGUAAGGGAUUUGAUCUUUUCGUUUUGGUCGAAUUCUCUCGGCAAUCAAGCAGGCAUAGCUUAGAAGUAACAAGUACUCGUUGUUAUUUUGGGAGAUAAAUGGAUAUUGAUGAGAUUAUUGGCGAUACUACCCGCCCUGUGAAUCUCCCAACAAAGAGUGCAAUAUAUGUGUGGGGAUAUAAUCAGAGUGGGCAAACAGGUAGAAAGGGAAAGGAGCACCAACUGCGGAUACCCAAGCAGCUUCCUCCAGAGCUAUUUGGGUGCCCGGCGGGAGCUAACUCACGCUGGCUAGAUAUCGCCUGUGGCCGUGAGCAUACUGCAGCUGUAGCCUCAGAUGGGUCACUCUUUACCUGGGGUGCUAAUGAAUUUGGUCAGCUGGGAGAUGGAACUGAGAUGGGUAGGAAACACCCAAAAAAACUAAAACAAUUGCAGACAGAAUUUGUGAAAUCUGUAUCUUGUGGAGCACAUUGUACUGCUGCUAUUGCAGAACCCCGUGAAAAUGAUGGAACCAUCUCGAAAAGCAGACUCUGGGUUUGGGGCCAAAAUCAGGGCUCAAAUUUACCACGUUUAUUUUGGGGGGCAUUUUCUCCAAACACGAUCAUCCGUCAAGUGUCCUGUGGAGCUGUUCAUGUUGUGGCUUUAUCAGAUGAAGGCCUCUUACAAGCUUGGGGCUACAAUGAAUAUGGUCAACUGGGAAGAGGUGUUACUUGUGAAGGAUUACAGGGGCCUUGUGUUAUAAGUGCUUAUGCAAAAUUCCUUGAUGAAGCCCCUGAACUUGUGAAGAUUAUUCAAGUGUCAUGCGGGGAGUACCACACAGCAGCGAUAUCUGAGAAUGGGGAGGUCUAUACUUGGGGGCUAGGAAAUAUGGGCCAACUAGGUCACUGUGCCCUUCAAUCUGGGGAUAAAGAAUUACUGCCCAGGCGAGUGGUUGCGCUUGAUGGAGUCUCCAUAAAGGAUAUCGCAUGUGGUGGCGUGCAUACUUGUGCUCUGACUUUAAAGGGUGCUCUUUAUGCUUGGGGUGGUGGUCAAGCUGGGCAAUUAGGCCUGGGCCCACAAUCUGGCUUCUUUUCAUGCAUUCCCAAUGGAACUGAUACAUUUUUCCGCAAUAUCCCUGUUUUGGUUGUCCCAACUGGUGCCCAACUUGUUGCUUGUGGACACUCUCACACGCUCAUUUGUUUGCGAGAUGGAAGAAUUCAUGGAUGGGGUUACAAUAACUAUGGCCAAGCUGCCAAUGAGAAAUCUACAUAUGCUUGGUAUCCAUCACCAGUUGAUUGGUGUGUUGGGGAAGUGCGGAAACUAGCAGCCGGUGGUGGUCAUUCUGCUGUAUUGACUGAUGCCUGUUCCCUGAAAGAGUUGUGCGAGUUUAGACUUGCAGAUAACAUUACCCUUUCAAAUGCUUGUGAGAUUGAGGAUGUUGCAUCUCGAACAGGAUCAGAUGCUUUAGCACGACUCUGUGAAAGGUUAAGGGAGCACAUGCUUGAUGGCAGUGACUUUGAACAUGAAGAUGGCAGUGCAAGUGGUGAGAAAAGCUAAAAAAAAAAAGAACUGAGCUUGGCUUUGUGAAGGCUCAUCAUUGGUUCAGUCAAUUCCUUCUCUUGUCUUCUACGACACCAGGUUGAUUAGGAACUAAGAGCAUAGGACUAAGAGCAUAAACGUAGAAAAGAAAGUAUUGUUUGUACAUGGGAGAAAUAUUUUUCUUUGAAUUUGCCUCCAGUUGGUUACAAUUAUGUAAUCAAUCUAGUUAAGUGGGAAUCAGGUACUUCAGCAUUGCAAACACGAACUUGUACUAGAAAACCAUUUAUUAGAUGUUUGUGAAACUUGAAAGUCAGCUGACCGUUUGUUAUUGAAGCUGUUGGAGACUCUGACUUCCAAAAGAUACAACAACAAAAGCCAAACCCCUGGAAAUAAAACAGAGAUUCCUAAUUC